This is a messenger RNA of Alternaria atra, 2487 nucleotides long. RefSeq lists its product as uncharacterized. Gene Ontology annotation, biological process: protein dephosphorylation. The coding region runs from base 1 to 2487 and encodes 828 amino acids. Gene Ontology annotation, molecular function: protein tyrosine phosphatase activity. The record is from RefSeq and is a predicted model, not a curated record. NCBI's taxonomy places the organism in Eukaryota, Fungi, Ascomycota, Dothideomycetes, Pleosporales, Pleosporaceae. The transcript is spliced from 2 exons.
AUGAAUGGGGUAGCCAAAACACCGAGCCAUGUAGCCUCACAGAAGACGAAGGAGCCCUCGACCUCCUCACCUAACUACUUUGGUCUUGCCGUCAACAGCAAUGCCGACCACUUCUCUUCUAGUGCAGCCCAGCACAUUCGCGGAAACUGGAGCCCGCCAACUUCGAAUGUGCGCUCUACAGCCGCUGCCUCUCCGCGGAUAAUACCCGUCGAGCAGAAUCCCGAGUUUGAGCAAUUUAGGAAACAGUCGGAAAACAACAGAGCAUUUGCCCUGGGCAGCUUCGACUUUGCCUCGCCCGGCCUAAAAGCACAAUCCAAGAGCCCAUUCUUCACCAACAUCGACUCCGCACAGCCCUCAUACUCACAGUCACAGUCACAGUCAAUGCCACCGCCCGACCGACCAGGCGAUAAGAGCGAUACAAGCGACGAGCAAGAGUUCGCUCCCAAGCCCCGUUCCCCAAAGCGCAUGUUGUCGACCGAAUCCUCCAUGUUCCCUGACCGGCCGCGACGAAACUCUCCAGCCAGUUUUGAUGGGCCUGGCCGCUCAGAUGCCGUUGCCCAGUUUGCCGAACCCGGUAUCCCACGGCCGUCGUUACCUUCGAAAAAGACGCAUCCUCAGCAUAUAUCAAUAUCCACCCACCGGGCCGAAACACUUCCCGCACAUUUCGAGGAAGAAGGCAGCAACACUACCGGUCCUACCAUGGUCACUGCUCAACACAUCAUCAACAUCCUACAAUCUUCUACUGAUGAGAUCCUUCUGCUUGACCUCCGAGUGUCAACACAAUAUGCCAAGGCUCGCAUAACGGGCGCCUUGAGUCUCUGCAUUCCUACGACUCUUCUUAAGCGCGCUUCUUUCAAUGUCCAGAAGCUAGCCGAGACCUUCAAAGACGACGAACAAAGGGACAAGUUUGAGCGAUGGAGGAGCAGCAAACACAUCAUAGUAUAUGACGCCAACUCGUCGCAAAUGAAGGAUGCCACAACCUGCAUCAACACUCUCAAGAAGUUUACCAACGAAGGUUGGACAGGUGGCACGUUUAUCAUCCGUGGUGGUUUCCAAGAAUUUGCCGAAAAGUUCCCAGCUUGGAUCACACACCAAAGCUCUGGAAGUCCGACCUCCGGCACCGCCGCUCUCAAUCUCAACUCCGAUCUUCCUGCUGUUGCACCCGUUAUUGGUGGGUGCCCCAUGCCCGCAACCCAGAACGCUGCGAACCCCUUCUUUGGCAACAUCCGUCAAAACAUGGAUCUCAUUGGUGGAGUUGGGCAGAUGCCCGUCAAGCUGCCAGCCGGCAUGACCCAGUCAGUAGAAGAUGAUCUUCCACAAUGGCUCCAGAACGCAUCUGAGGAGCAGGACAAGGGCAAGACAGUUGCGGAACGGUUCUUGCAAAUCGAGCAGCGCGAACAGAAGCGCAUGCAAAAGGCUUUGUCUGGUGAGGUCGUCUACAAUGCUCCGUUAUCAUCAGAAGGUACUGGGCAACACAUUCAGAUUGCGGGUAUCGAGAAGGGUUCGAAGAAUCGCUACAACAACAUCUGGCCAUACGAACACACCCGUGUCAAGCUUGAAGGAGUUGAUGAAGGGAGCUGCGAUUAUGUCAAUGCCAACCACGUACAAGCCGCGUAUUCCAAUAAACGUUACAUCGCAACGCAAGGACCCAUCCCGGCUACCUUCAAAGACUUUUGGAACGUUGUAUGGCAGCAAGACGUCCGCGUUAUUGUCAUGUUGACUGCUGAGCAAGAAGGUGGACAAGUCAAGGCGCACAACUACUGGUCGGAUAAACGAUAUGGCCAUCUACACCUCAACCCACUCGGUGAACGUAGGGCAUCUCUGGAGCCAUCGAAGAUCUACCGCCAUAGGGAACAGUCAAGGCCGUCCAUGGGCCAGCGCAGGUCAACAAACCCGCCGAAACUUGCCAACUUCACCAAGGAAGCUACCACCGGCUCUCCUAGCCAGGAGCAGCCCUAUGUUAUCGUACGCAAGUUCACUCUGUCGAACGAUGAUGAACCUUUCGCACGUAUGCGCGAAAUUACACAGUUACAGUACUCCCAUUGGCCUGACUUCGGAGCGCCAGCCCAUCCUACGCAUCUGCUCGGCCUGAUCGAGCAGACUGAUGCUGUUGUCCGUUCGGUCAAUGGUGGCUCACCUUCGCAGCCCGACCCGCCUAACAGCCGUCCGAUCAUAGUACACUGCUCGGCCGGAUGUGGCCGUACCGGUACUUUCUGCACAGUCGACUCCGUUUUGGAUAUGCUCAAGCGGCAACGACAGGCUCGCAACGCCAGGCAAACCACACCAAUGGACACCGACGACAAACUAGCCAAGAACGAGCGUGAAGAGGGCAGCUGGGUGAACAACGAAGAGAUCGAUCUCAUUGCGAAGACGGUAGAAGACUUCAGACUGCAGCGUCUGAGUAUGGUGCAAAGUCUGCGACAGUUCGUGCUAUGCUACGAGAGUGUGAUGGAAUGGCUCGUGGAGCAGCACCCCAAGUCUGCGUAG